GCAGGGAGGAGGAUGAUGACCAUGAACGGCAAGCAGCAUUUCUCCAUGCACCCGGCCCUGCACGAGCCCAAGUAUCCCGGCCUGCACUCAGGCUCGGAGGGCAUGCGCAGAGUCUGUCUGCCCGCCCCGCAGCUGCAGGGCAAUAUAUUCGGAGGCUUUGAUGAGAGCCUGCUGGCACGGGCAGAGGCUCUGGCGGCUGCUGACAGCAUUGUCUCUCACGGAAAGAGUCACCCGUUCAAACCAGACGUGACUUACCAUACCAUGAGCAGUGUCCCCUGCACCUCAGCCUCCUCUUCUUCCUCCACCACCGUGCCCAUCUCCCAUGUACCCUCCACCAUCGCCUCCCACCACCACCACCAUCACCACCACCUCGGACAGACCCUGGAGGCCGGGGACCUACUGGACCACCUCUCCACCAGCCUGGCCGUGACAGGGAUGGGUGCUCCGGAGCCUCCCGGGAUGACGCCGGCGCACCACCACCAGCACCCUCACCACCACCUGCAGACCAUGGGGCAGCUGCACCAGGCGAUGGCAAACAUGGCCCACCCUCACUCCCUGUCCGUGCACGGCGGCAUGGCGUGCGUCAACGACGUAGAGUCGGAUCCCAGGGAGCUGGAAGCCUUCGCCGAGCGGUUCAAGCAGAGGAGGAUCAAACUCGGUGUGACCCAAGCGGACGUCGGGUCGGCGCUGGCCAACCUCAAGAUCCCCGGAGUGGGGUCAUUGAGCCAGAGCACCAUCUGCAGGUUCGAGUCCCUCACCUUGUCCCACAACAACAUGAUAGCGCUCAAGCCAGUUCUCCAGGCCUGGCUGGAGGAAGCCGAGGCUGCGUAUCGGGAGAAAAGCAACAAGCCGGACCUUUUCAACGGGAACGAGAGGAAAAGAAAGCGCACUUCCAUCGCCGCGCCGGAGAAACGCUCUCUGGAGGCUUACUUUGCCAUCCAGCCGCGGCCCUCCUCGGAAAAAAUUGCGGCCAUCGCCGAAAAACUGGACCUGAAAAAGAAUGUGGUUCGAGUGUGGUUUUGCAACCAGCGGCAAAAACAGAAACGAAUGAAAUACUCUGCGGUGCACUGAGUUUCACACAUCAUGAAUAACAUAGCCUACUACAUUUUUGAUCGAGUGAUUAAUAAUAGCCUAAGUAGCCUAACUAACAGGGAUUUAUCAACAGCUCCUCACUGGGAUUAUCUAAAAAAAAAAAGACUUCAGUUUUUCAUUUCGUGUCACUCACUCUUCGUUGUUGCACUUUUUUCGAUUUUGUUAUUGAAAUGGGACUUAUAAAAGACUGUGUUAUAGAUCUGUGAAAGGGGUGAUUAUUAUGUUGUUGAUUAUGUAUCUUGCACACAUGAAUUUCCAGCAUAAAUCCACCCUGACUGUUUGUCACAUUCAGGGAUAUUAACUCACUUUUUUUUUUUAAAAAAAAUCAUAAAAUGGAGUUUAUGGGCUGUUUUAAUUAUCAGUGGUGUUACACUAAUGCUAAAUGAAGAGUGGGUCUCUUGAAAAAAAGACAAUUGUGUGAAAAGAUAGUUCAAUUUGUUUCUAUUAUUGGUUGAGAUCAGAGUUUAUCCUCCACAUCACUGGCUCACAACCGUGUUCUCACCUGUUUUAUCUUGGGGAGUUUUUUUUAUCCAUAAGUUCAGACAUUAGUGGAAUGAUGAAGGAUUCAAAAAUCCACCCACCUUUUUAAACCAACACCACGAUUUUUGCAAACGAAUCUGCUCUUUCCGUGAACUGUGUAAUAGUAAUUUACGCACAAAAAAAAGAAAAAAAAAAAGAAUACCUACAAUAAUACUUUCACAUGGUAUAUGACACACUGAGUCUGUUUAUCUUUAUUUAGAAAUGGAAAUGACACUGUCAUAUAUGAAGCACAUCCGUGUGGCUUUGGCUGCUGCUAUAUUUGAGUAUUUUGAUGUGAACAUGUUUUUGGAGCAUUACAGGUGAGCUAUAUAUUUAUAUAGCCCAGAUAUAUACACAGUAUAAAGGCCUACAUCACCUAAUUUAAGUAUUUAUUUAUUUAUUUAUUUAUCCUCACUCUUGAUUUCACUUGGAAAAAAAAAUGUGUGAAGUUUAAACGUAAUAAAUUAUUGGUUAUUUUCUAAAAUUCCUCUGAAGCAGCGACUUUGUUAUUUUUGUGCUUUAUUAAAUUGUAUUAUUUUAAUCCUGAGGCGACGGCCUGAACAAGGCCUAAAAAGGCAUUAAAAAAAGAAAGAGAAAAAGCACACAGAGCGUUUUCCUCUGAAAAUUAUGAAUUCUUAUCAACGCAUCAAUGGGCGAUAAAACCUUUGUAAACUGUUUGUUUUACGGGAACUCACCCGACUGUUUUAUUUAUGAAUUCCCAAAGCUCUACUGGGAUGAAAUAUGUAUUGUCGUAUAUGAUAUAAGCACCGCGGACAAUACAUUUGCACAGUAAUUUUCACACCGCUGAAUUCGCGUCUCCUACACGCCACUAAUGGCCCCUUUCCUCUCUAAUUAGUGCCGUUUUUAAUUAUGGAUGCCCUCGUGUCACCGGGUUAUGUCGUGCAUGGGUUUUGAAAUUAUUAAGUCAUGACGAUGCAAUAUUAAUUAUAUAUUGGUAUAAAACGAAGUAAUGUGGAGGAGUUGGGAGUAGAAGUGUGACUGGGAACUCUGGUGACUCCAGGGAGAGAAAAACAGGAUACACAACAGGUUGACCGAGGAAAAAGGAAAAUUAUGGUAUUAGUUUCCUUGUUUGUUUGUUUUUCUCGUUUGACAAAGUAAGUACUUAUCCUUAAUUAUUGUUGUUAUUA
Thunnus maccoyii (southern bluefin tuna) is the source of this 2759-nucleotide messenger RNA. It is a transcript of the gene pou4f3, whose product is annotated as POU class 4 homeobox 3. The record is from RefSeq and is a predicted model, not a curated record. The coding region runs from base 13 to 1071 and encodes 352 amino acids. Lineage: Eukaryota; Metazoa; Chordata; Actinopteri; Scombriformes; Scombridae. The transcript is spliced from 2 exons. Gene Ontology annotation, molecular function: RNA polymerase II cis-regulatory region sequence-specific DNA binding; DNA-binding transcription factor activity, RNA polymerase II-specific. Gene Ontology annotation, biological process: regulation of transcription by RNA polymerase II.